AUGCCUCGAAAGCUUGACAGCGAGAAGUGCCAGCUUUGUAGACAACACAAGUUGAAGCCCCGACUGUGGCCGCAAAAGUGUGAUCGGUGUUUGUCAAAGGGCCUGGAGUGCUCGCCUGGGGAGAUCAAGCGGCGUGUCAGACGACCGGUCCUGGAGGAGGAGGAGGAUGAGGAGGAGCAAAACGAUGUUGCCUUCGAUAUCUCAAGCGCACCGGCGAUGCCGCGAAAUAAACACAAACCCCCUCGCGAGACUUGGGGCACUGAGGAUGUCAUGAACAUCCUCACCGUCGUCCAGCUCCUGAACGGCGAGUAUGAGAUACACCACAGUCAGAGAACACUACUAGCUCACAUUUUCUAUCCUCAAGCAUCGUUUGAGGGUAGUCUCCUUGGGGACAACCCUGCAUCCGGCGGGCAGCGGCCGGUCCCCUACGUCUCAAGCUUGCAUCAGAGCCUGCCCCUGCUCAAAGACAAGCUGUCCCUUGCCUUCAAAGCUGGCCUCGGGCAAGAGGGUCUUUCUCCGGUUGACAGAACAGUUCUCGAAACUGCUCUAGUGGAUCUGCACACCGAUCUGCCGCGACUUCCGACGAUGGCCGGCCAAGAUAGCGUGAGAUCGCCUAGUCGGGCGCAUCUCUGUGACCUGCUCCUCGAGGUGAGAUCCCGAGGCUCGGAGCGGAUUCCGCUGAAUCUACUCGUUGUUCUGGCCAGCGAUAUGUAUUCAGAGAACCUAGUGAGAAAGUUCGGUCUGUACCACUGGUCCCUCGUCGAGCAGGGAUUCGGUCUCGAAUGGGCGAAGUUGCUCGGCUACUCCGUCCUCGCGUCGUUGCUCUUCGAAAGCGGCGAGCACUACCGCGAGGCAAGGUCCUAUGUCAAGAUCUGGAUCCACGACGUCGUCGCGAGAGACGGCAUGGGAAUUGGCCUCACAGCAAAUGACCUUGCUUCUUUCCCGUCGCAGUCAUGGUCCCUCGAUAGCGUGGCCUUCCUGACUGACGAGGUCGGACUAAACGAGAAGGAUAACCAAGGGCUCUCGCUAAUCCACGCCGCGAUCCUGGACCGAAGGCCGGACAUUGUCCGUGAACUAGUUUUACGGGGCGCAAGGGUAUCUCAUCGGAUCCGAGGGAAACGGUUCUCUCUCUUCCACUUCGCAGCAGCGGUCGGGUGCCAAGAUUGUUACCUCGAGCUGCGCGGUCACCCGGACCUCGCGCCGGCGGAGGAGACCCGGGACCGGGACGGCAUGUUGCCGCUGCACGUCGCUGCGCUGCGCGGCCAUACUCGCGUCGUGGAAGCUAUCUUGUCGGCCAACUGUCACGACGCAGAGUAUGUCAACCGCGAGACGUCGCAGUCGGGACAGACUGCGUUGUCUCUGGCCAUCGACUAUCCAGAAACAAUCGACACGGCCGAGUUUCUCGCGGGUUAUGCCGGUGUCGACUUUGUGGUUGAUCGAGGCAUGAACCAGACGGCACUGCACGUGGCGGCGUCCCGCAUGAAGUCCUCCCUUUCUCGCACCCUCCUCUCCAUUGUGCCUGGGAGGCUGAUCAACGCGAGAAACGAGAGCGGGGAGACGCCGCUGCACAUGCUUGCUCGUUACGGCGACCAGGAGACAUUGGAGGCGGCCCUGGAUGUUCCGGGGGUCGAGCCGGACCUCGAGGCGGGAGAUGGUUAUACGCCCCUCGUCAAUGCCGUAAUGGAGGCGAGGGCCGAUGCGGUGAAAAUGUUGGCGGUUCGUGGGGAUGUCAAUGUCGCAGCGUUACGGCGACCACUAGAGCCGCUUGGAGUAUCUGCUCUCGAUUAUGCGAAGCAAAUUGUAGAGAGAGAUGGCAUUCACGUGGAGCAUGCAAAGGUGCUGAGAUUCUUGCGGGAGAACUUCGCAGAGCUUGCGGAUAACCUCAGCGGUUGCUCGGCGUCAGAAGGACUGGGGGGUGGGACAUGA
Messenger RNA from Colletotrichum higginsianum IMI 349063, 1926 nucleotides. RefSeq names its product Ankyrin-2 ankyrin. The transcript is spliced from 3 exons. Gene Ontology annotation, molecular function: zinc ion binding; protein binding; DNA-binding transcription factor activity, RNA polymerase II-specific. NCBI's taxonomy places the organism in Eukaryota, Fungi, Ascomycota, Sordariomycetes, Glomerellales, Glomerellaceae. The coding region runs from base 1 to 1926 and encodes 641 amino acids. The record is from RefSeq and is a predicted model, not a curated record. Gene Ontology annotation, biological process: regulation of DNA-templated transcription.